This is a messenger RNA of Naegleria fowleri, 411 nucleotides long. RefSeq lists its product as uncharacterized. Bases 1 to 411 code for a protein of 136 amino acids. The transcript has a single exon. The record is from RefSeq and is a predicted model, not a curated record. Lineage: Eukaryota; Heterolobosea; Eutetramitea; Acrasida; Naegleriidae.
AUGUCCUUAGACGCUCAAACCAUUUACUAUUGCGAUUCGAAUAUUGAAAAGUAUGAAUAUUGUAAACGGAGUGAGACACCAAAUGACGUUAUUGAUCCAGUGGAUCUUUCUUCUCUCACUGAAAGUUGUUCCAAGAAUCCAAACAAGUUAGUCUUUGCAAGAAGUUAUGUUGACAUCACGUCCGUUAACACUGACACUUUUUUAACCCUCUUGUAUUGUUAUGGAAAUGAGAAUUCCACUUCGAAUCAGACUCCUUUUCGCUAUUAUCUAGCGUAUGAUUUGACGGUGACCAGUGCUUCUAAAUUUUUAACGGAAUCCACUCGAACAGUGACAGGUUCGAAAAGCUUUUUCAAUUUGUUGUGCAUUGGAAAAAUCCAACAUGGCCAAGAGUUGCCCUUUCAUGACAUUUAA